Molecule: messenger RNA, 347 nt
Organism: Myotis davidii
Lineage: Eukaryota; Metazoa; Chordata; Mammalia; Chiroptera; Vespertilionidae
Product: histone H2A type 1
Exons: 2
Coding region: 1-318 (105 amino acids)
Cellular component (GO): nucleosome
Molecular function (GO): structural constituent of chromatin; DNA binding; protein heterodimerization activity
Source: RefSeq, a predicted model, not a curated record
AUGAGUCCCGGAAACGUCACCGGGACGUUGUCCACUGACAACGAGUGUGUUCCAGAACCAGGAUCCCAUUGGGUGAAGGGAACGGGCUCGGUGGAGUACCUGACGGCCGAGAUCCUGGAGCUGGCGGGCAACGCGGCGCGCGACAACAAGAAGACGCGCAUCAUCCCGCGCCACCUGCAGCUGGCCAUCCGCAACGACGAGGAGCUCAACAAGCUGCUGGGCAAGGUGACCAUCGCGCAGGGCGGCGUGCUGCCCAACAUCCAGGCCGUGCUGCUGCCCAAGAAGACCGAGAGCCACCACAAGGCCAAGGGCAAGUGAGGACCCUGCGUUCCUUUGGCAACAACGCA